Messenger RNA from Zerene cesonia (dogface butterfly), 1092 nucleotides. RefSeq names its product geranylgeranyl pyrophosphate synthase-like. Bases 112 to 1026 code for a protein of 304 amino acids. Gene Ontology annotation, molecular function: prenyltransferase activity. Gene Ontology annotation, biological process: isoprenoid biosynthetic process. The record is from RefSeq and is a predicted model, not a curated record. NCBI's taxonomy places the organism in Eukaryota, Metazoa, Arthropoda, Insecta, Lepidoptera, Pieridae. The transcript has 9 exons.
UUGUAUAUAAGUAUAUUUGAAGUUUGCAUUAUUAUGAUUUUAUACCUUACAGUGCUCCGGCAUAAGUAUCUUUUGUAAUCUGUGGCAGUGAGAGACAUUUUGAUUUUUUAAAUGGCGCCGAAUGAAAGCCAAGCUCAGGAACACCUAGAGAAGGAGCUCUUGCUGCCCUAUACUCAUGUUAUACAAAUCGCGAGCAAGGGGCUGCGCAAGCGCAUCGCAGAGGCGUUCAACCAUUGGCUGCGAUUGCCCGAAGAGACGAUGCGAGAGGUCGUUGACAUCAUACAAAUGUACAGCGACUGCAGUUUGAUAUUAGACGAUAUACAAGACAACAUUACAGUCCGGCGCGGCCUGCCAGCCGCUCACUGCGUGUACGGCGUCCCAUGGGCUGUCAACACAAGCGUCCAUGUGUUUAUGUUGAUUCUAUUAAAAUGUUGCAAGUUGGGGGCUAAGGCGCAGCAGACCUUCUCUGAGCAAUCGUUGGAACUGAUUCGAGGUCAGGGCAAGGAGAUAUAUUGGCGGGACAGUUUCAUCUGUCCAACCGAAGAGGAAUACAAAGCGAUGCUCCAACAAAAGACGGGAGGUAUGUUCAAUUUAGCGUGCCAGCUUAUGCAGAUAUUUAGUGAUAACAAAACUGAUUAUUCUAAUUUUGCGAAGACCCUCGGCUUGUAUUUCCAAUUGAGAGAUGAUUAUUACAACAUUAUGCAACCUGAGGCGUGUGACGAACGCCCAGCAGACAAGGUUUUAGAUGAUUACUGCAUGGACUUAACUGAAGGCAAAUUUACUUUGCCCGUAAUUCAUGCUGCUAAAAGUUCGCGUGGUGCAAUCAUCUUGAAUAUACUCAAGCAGCGUACAACAGACGUCAACACAAAGCGAUAUUGCGUGACGCUGCUGGAGGAGGUUGGCAGCUUAGAGUACACGAAGAAAACUUUGCGAGAUCUCGACAGCUCCCUUAGAAAUGAGAUAAAACGUUUUGGCGGGAACCCUCUCAUGACGGCGGUGUUGGACAUGCUACAGUUGGAGAAUUAAUUAAAUUGUGGUAUUAUUUAUUGUUCUAAUCAUAUAGCGCUUUAAUAAAUGAUAAUUAAAUGUUAG